CUCUAAUUACCAGGGGGCUUGGCUCAGGGCCUGUGCAUUUAUUUGUAGAACACGCCUGCUCCUAUCACUAUCCUGUAUCCAUGAGGCUGGAGCUGCAGUCCUCUCUGCACUAAACCAGCUGCCUGAAGCUGUCAUCAUCCUCACUUCACUGCCACUGGGCAACUGCAGUCCCCUCUGCACCCCCAGCACAGCAUCAUGUCGCUUGCACACACAGCUGCAGAGUACAUGCUGUCCGAUGCCCUGCUGCCUGAUCGCAGGGGCUCCCGCCUCAAAGGACUGCGUCUAGAACUGCCCUUGGACCGGAUGGUCAAGUUCACUGCUGUGGGCUUCCCCUUGUUGCUGAUGUCGCUGGCAUUUGCCCAGGAGUUCUCCUCAGGCUCUCCCAUCAGCUGUUUCUCUCCCAGUAACUUCAGCGUCCGCCAGGCUGCAUAUGUGGACAGCUCCUGCUGGGACUCACUGGUUCACCACGAGCAGGAUGAGGCUGGCCAGUACAAAGUGAAAUCUCUCUGGCCCCACAAGGCCCUCCCUUACUCCCUGCUGGCCCUGGCUGUGGCCAUGUACCUGCCAGUGCUGCUGUGGCAGUAUGCAGCUGUUCCAGCCCUCAGCUCAGACCUGCUGUUCAUCAUCAGUGAACUGGACAAGUCCUAUAAUCGCUCCAUCCGCCUGGUGCAGCACAUGCUUAAGAUCCGGCAGAAGAGCUCAGACCCCCACAUCUUCUGGGAUGAGCUUGAGAAGGCACGGAAAGAACGAUACUUUGAAUUCCCUUUGCUAGAGCGGUACCUGGCAUGCAAGCAGCGCUCACAUUCACUAGUGGCCAUCUACCUGCUGAGGAAUUCCCUCUUGCUCCUCUUCACCUCAGCCACUUACCUAUACCUUGGCCACUUCCAUCUGGGUGUCUUCUUCCAAGAAGAAUUCAGCUGCUCCAUCAAAACAGGGCUGCUACAUGAUGAGCUCCAUGUCCCUGAUCUGAUCACAUGCAGGCUGACCUCCCUAUCUGUUUUCCAGAUCAUUAGUCUCUCCAGUGUAGCAAUAUAUAGCCUACUGGUUCCAGUGAUAAUAUACAACCUUACACGGCUAUGUCAGUGGGAUAAACGACUCUUGUCCAUCUAUGAGAUGCUCCCAGCUUUCGAUCUCCUCAGUAGAAAGAUGCUUGGGUGCCCCAUCAAUGAUCUCAAUGUGAUCCUUCUUUUCCUCCGAGCUAACAUCUCGGAACUCAUCUCUUUUAGCUGGUUGAGUGUCUUGUGUGUAUUGAAGGACACAACCACCCAGAAGCACACCAUUGACACAGUGGUAGAUUUCAUGACUUUAUUGGCUGGCUUAGAACCCUCAAAACCAAAACAUCUCUCCCAACAGGUGUGUGAUGAACACCCAUAAUUGAGAAAGAAAUUAUAAAGUGAGAGACUUGUGGAAAGUAAGUUUCUUGCCUCCUCCACAAGCCAUGGAAUACUAGACAAAAUGUCUACUUUAGGAUGGGUAAACUUAGAUUCAUCAGAGUUAUGUAACUUAUAUUUGAAGAAAGAUAUAAUCAAGACAUAAAAAUAAAUACGAAAUAUGGAACUAAAGAGUCAAAGAACUCAAAAACUAGGUCUAGAGCAUUCUAAAGAUAAUAAAAUUAAAGCAUAAAUAGAAAUAAAAUGUAGACAUUCUAUAGUCUUUAGACUGUAAAUAGACUUCAGCAAGUCUAUUUAAACUUUAACUUAUUUAGACUUUAAAAAGACUUUAAUAGCUAUUUAUGGAACAACUUCUCAUUAAGUUCAUUUCAUGUUCCAUUUAGAAUGGAUACCUGGUUUACUCCAAAGAGUAAGUACAGCAAUUUGAUAAGAAAUUAAUAAAGAUUUGAAAGCCCAGGAAA
Messenger RNA from Jaculus jaculus (lesser Egyptian jerboa), 1852 nucleotides. It is a transcript of the gene Panx3, whose product is annotated as pannexin 3. Gene Ontology annotation, molecular function: channel activity. The record is from RefSeq and is a predicted model, not a curated record. Gene Ontology annotation, biological process: monoatomic cation transport; positive regulation of interleukin-1 production. The coding region runs from base 196 to 1374 and encodes 392 amino acids. The transcript is spliced from 4 exons. Lineage: Eukaryota; Metazoa; Chordata; Mammalia; Rodentia; Dipodidae.